This is a messenger RNA of Sphaerodactylus townsendi, 2543 nucleotides long. It is a transcript of the gene TCN2, whose product is annotated as transcobalamin 2. Gene Ontology annotation, molecular function: cobalamin binding. Lineage: Eukaryota; Metazoa; Chordata; Lepidosauria; Squamata; Sphaerodactylidae. The record is from RefSeq and is a predicted model, not a curated record. Bases 630 to 1943 code for a protein of 437 amino acids. The transcript has 10 exons. Gene Ontology annotation, biological process: cobalamin transport.
UGGAUGUGGCAAAACUGGACACCUUUAUUUGGGAGUAAAUCUGCUGAGCUGUGGGAGUGUGUAGGGAUGAAUAUCUACCAAACCUAUUUUGUUCUUACUACUCCUUGUAUAAGUCAGUGAAGAAACACUGAUGCGUUUUCUACUAAUCCAUGAAGAAAGGGAGCCAAUGGCUAGUAGAUUAUUUAAGAUGACUCCUUGGCAUUUUAAAGUUUGCCCAUUAAUGCGGCUUGACUUCCUUUUAAAACUCCAGCCCAGCCUUUUUCUCUUGAAGCAAAUGCCUUUCGAGCAGCUGAUUUCAGCAGCUGGGAAAUCAGCUGGAGAAAGUGUCACGUGACCUCAAGUAAACAAGAACAGAGGAUCGUUCUGCCUUUGCCGAGCAACUGAGAGAAAGCUUUCUCAAGCUGCUUUUAGCCCCUUCCCCAGUUUAUAACCCAGAGGAAGAGGUGAUCCUCCUAAAAUAGAAAGAGACUACAGCUGCCAAGAGGGCUCAGCUUUUGCUUCUUAGGGAAAGUCCUGUUGCAGCAACAUUUCUCCGGUUUAAUCAGAAGACUAAGAACCUCAUAGUGGUCAUCUGGCUUCCUAACUGAAAUUUUGAUCAACAUUUCGCUGUGUCUCUUCCUGUUGCUUACAUGGAUCCUCCUGGAUGGCUGUCAAUCUUCCUCCUCCAUAGUCUGUUUGCCACUGCUCAGCUAUGUGAAAUCCCCAGGGGCAGCACUCCUCACAUCGAGUCUUUGAACAAGGAGCUACUGAAACAAACUGAGGAUGUGUCAAAACGGCCAAACCCCAGCAUCUACCUGGGCCUUCGUCUUUCUGAUUACCACAUAGAAAAGAGGGAGAACCAGUACCUCCAGCGACUGAAGGAUGUUUUCCAGCCCAGUUCCAGCAGCAUUCCAGCUCCACCCAAUAGUCAGGAACUGCCCAAUACAGGCCAGCUGGCUCUCUACCUCUUAUCUCUACGGGCUGCAUGCCAGGAUAUGGAGACACCCUUGCAGCAGCAGCUAGUGACCCAGCUUAAGUUACACCUGCACAGAGAAAAGGAAUCUAUAGUCCUCAAGAGCAGUGGGAGGCCUCUCACUAACUACUACCAGUACGGCUUAGGGGUUUUGGCCUUGUGUGUCCACAACAAGAAGGUUGAUGUGCAUGUGAUCAACAAACUCUUGGCUGCAGAGAAGCAUGGCAGAUUUGAGCGCGGAAGCCAGCUGUUUGUUGAUACAGAGGCUGUGUCUGGCUUAGCCUUUGUCUGCUUGAAACGAGCCACCUUCUAUGUGCCUGAGCUGGUGGCAGAGCUCAGCCAAGCAGUCAUAAGAGUGAAGAAGAAGAUCUUGCAGGCUCAGACUCCUGAUGGGACUUUUGGGAACAUCUACAGCACCCCUCUGGCAAUGCAGUUUCUUAUUGCGGCGGGGGUGAGGAACAAGGAACCGGAGUGCUCCAAUGGUACAGCUGCUCUGCUUGAGAGACUGGAGAGAGGCAGCUUCCAAAACCCCCUUGUUGGCUCCCAGUUGCUGCCUGUGCUACAUGGGAAGAGCUACGUGGACAUCGCCAGCAUGGAGUGUCAAGCCGAGGAAGACAAUCUGGUAUUGGGCACUUCUGCUCCUCAGCCUGGGGCGACCUCCCAGGCUUCAAAGAUCACGGUCCACCUAACUGUGAAACGCCCACCACGCCGUCCGCCAUUGUACAAUGAAUUCAUCAGAGUCCCAGCUGGCUCCUCCUUGCUAGAUGUGCUGAAAGUUGCUGAGAAGCGGAGCGGCAAGCCCUUUUUGUUUGAGACUCAGGAGACCCUCUCUGGUCCGAUGCUCACUUCAGUGAUGGGGGUGAAGGCGGGUCAAGGAGAGCGCAAGUACUGGAAAAUUAUCCGGUUCCCACACACCACUGUGGAGCAGGGUAUUGCUGAUUACAUCCCACAAGAUGAAGAAUCCAUUAUCUUAAAAUUCACGCCUUGGUAACCCCCCCCCCCCCAAUUCCAAUGGCAUCUUCUCAGCUGGCAGCACCACCUCUGCCCCACCCACAGGGAUACAAGUUACUCUGCCGUUGAAGAGAGUUUUCUGCCUCAUCUCUGAGGCUCCUAAGCUUUUCUCUCACUUGCUUGGACACUGAUCACCAUGCACUUAGAAAGAUGUUCCUUCUGUGGACACUUAAUUCCGAUGCCACUGAUUGCUGAGACCAUGAUUGCAGUGAAAUUAAACAAGAAGCGGAUUGAUGGCAUCUACACCCCGGCUUUGCAGUUCUUAAUUUUGCAGUAAAACACUACCACUGCCCCCACCCUCAUCUGGAGUUGCGUGCACAAUCUGAAAGUGUACCCCUGGUUCUCUCACAGUGUUGAAGAAGAUGGUGAGGUAUACCUCAUGAGGUAGUGCAGAAGAUCCUGAGAAUUGUGCUUCCUAAGCUCACGCUGAUUUGUGAUUGAUGCUAAAGUAAUGCUUUCUGAAGAAGAAGAGUAGAAGAAUUUGAAUUUAUACCCAACUUUUCUCUCCUGUAAAGAGACUCAAGGCGGCUUACAAACUCCUUCCCUUCCUCUCCCCACGACAGGCACCUUGUGAAGCCAG